AUGGCAAAGGAGCCCCGAUCUUAUGGCGGCGGAAAGUUUUCACAAUAUGGCUACGAAGCAUCCUCAGGUUCUGACGAUGGAACAAACUCGUCUCGAGACUCUGCCAUUUCCGACCUAGAUAUAUUCGUUGACUCCGGCCCAGAAGUCUGCAGUGACAUCGAGCUAGAAAUUCGCAAAAAUAUGGCCCCUGACGUGCUGGAACGUCACGGAGGAUACUGGGACACCCGGUCGAUCGAUGAUUGGAACCUUAAAACGGUCAACUACGGAAUCUUCAUCAUCACCGGCGAAUACCGUACAUUUGUGUCGGGCAAUUUCCGCGUCAGAAAAGAACCACAUGCCCUGGAUUUUCUAGAUUGCAGGUACGGAGAGGAUCUCGGCGUUGAGUCUUCGCAUGACUACAUUUGCAUUAGCAUUACUGGAGCAACAUUUCCGGACGACCUCUUUGAAAAUCUCUCCAGGUAUCUCAAUCCCAAAGCUACCAUCGACGUUCAAUGCGGCGGAUUAAUUGCAUCACCCGCGGAGUCCCAUGACAGUCUUUCCACGGACGAAACCUUGGCCGGAGAAGAUAAAGAUAUGGUACAGAGGGUCGAACAUUCCAUGGAGGAAGCUGGGCUUGUGCUUCGGAGCAGAAGGACACAUCAUAUACCCAGCGCAUCAACAGUGGCGCGGACAAUUCAGACGGGAGACCUAUGGAGCUUGCCGAGAGUAACAGGCGGCGUGUAUAGGUAUCUUUCUACCUGGCGAAACCUUCACAAAGAAGUAGGCGUGGACACGUUACUGUACAUCAUUCGAGCCAGCGCGCCGCGAAUGAAGAGAUCCAGAGAGGAUUCCAUUGAUGAGGCUGGACCGAAACGACUUCGCUUGUCGGCUGGUGAGCAAGACGUAACUGAGAGUUGCGUCUCCGUGGGCCUCGAUGCGUAA
Molecule: messenger RNA, 921 nt
Organism: Colletotrichum costaricense
Lineage: Eukaryota; Fungi; Ascomycota; Sordariomycetes; Glomerellales; Glomerellaceae
Exons: 4
Coding region: 1-921 (306 amino acids)
Source: RefSeq, a predicted model, not a curated record